Dentiscutata erythropus is the source of this 8634-nucleotide messenger RNA. The record is from the annotation of a GenBank genome assembly. Lineage: Eukaryota; Fungi; Glomeromycota; Glomeromycetes; Diversisporales; Gigasporaceae.
AUGUCCGAUGAAAAUGUUGAAAGUUUUGAAAAGGAGUUAAAAAGUUUAGAUAUAAAAUAUUAUGAUUUCAAUCAAUUCGAAGUUCUCGAAACAAUUGGUAAUGGAGGAUUUGCUACUGUAUACCAAGCCAAAUUGAUAGAUUCUAAUUUGAGUACCGAAUACGUCGCAUUGAAAAAAUUUUUCCGAGAAAAUGACGAAGCAACUUACAGAACUAUAUUAAAAGAGAAAAACCAAGAUCUUGGCUGGUCCGAUAAACUCAAUUUAGCGCAACAACUUGCUGAAGCAGUUAUGCAUAUGCACUCCGCUAAUAUUGUACAUAGAGACCUUCAUUCAAACAAUAUACUCAUUCAUAAAAAUAAUAUAAAGAUUGCUGAUUUUGGGCUUUCAAGGUGUUUAGCUGAUGCAACCAACACUAAAACAGGAAUUUUGGGUUAUCCUCCGUACAUGGAUCCUAAUAGUUUUGAACAUUUUGAGCAAGAAACGUAUAAAAUAAAGAAGGAAUCCGAUAUAUACAGCUUAGGUGUGCUCUUGUGGGAAAUAUCCAGUCUACGUCCUCCAUUCGAUAAAUAUAAAGAUAUAGCUGCUGCUUUGUGUCUCAAAAUAUUAGAUGGUACUAGAGAAGCUCCCAUUGACGGUGAGCCAGUGGUAAUAGGUAGUUGUAAAGAGUUAGGGAAUUGGGAAAUGAUUAAAUUUACACAACCGUAUGAACAGUAUCCAGCAUAUUGGCGAUCACCACCUGUAGAAAUUCAGUUAAUAGGUGGAAAUGAAAUUAUGUAUAAUUAUGGUAUAUUUGAUCAAAAAAAAAUAAGUAUAGAAAAUGAAGAGGAUGGUGAGAUACAAAAACGCACUUUGGAUAUAAGAACUAAUGAUCAAUAUGACAUAUGGCAAAAUAAUAGGAACCAUCAUAUUGUUUUAGAUCCUAAAGAAUUCGCAUUCAUUAAAUGCAUCUAUGAUACAGUAAAUAUUGAAAACCUUAAAUAUAAAGUUAUGCAAUUCCAACUAUUGUUGGAAAAUCAUAGGGAUCUCGUAUUGAAUCACACUACUAUCGACUUCAUAACACAACACUGUCAAAGUGAAAGAGAUAAACGACUUUUUUUAUGCGUUAUCUUGGGGUAUUAUGUUAAACAUUGUAAGGACCUAGACACACUUCAAUUACCACAAAAUUUUCGAUCUGAUUUGUUACUUGAAGCACUCGAAGAUUUUCAAGAAGAUACAUUCACAUCUGAUAUUCAACCAAUAAUGGUAUCAGUUGUUGCAGCUUUGGUCCAUCAUAAUGCUACCGUAAGGAUAUCGUUUGAAUGGCUUAGUAUAUUUCGGGUGGCGCAGUCUCUUGAUCCAAAAUAUACUUUUGUCGAUGGAUUUAUUGUUGCUCGUUAUGAUGAGGAAGAUACAUUACGUUUGUUAACGAAAUGGCCGAAAGUAGUUGAUCCUUACUUGGCUCAAAUAGAUGAAUAUAUUUACAUCAAAAUAGCAAAAUGGCUGAUUUCUCUUUGCUCAAAUAUAGAGAAGCUUUCUAGUACUAUGUCACCAGAGGUUCUAGAACUAUGUCGACAAUGGUUUACACGUAUCGUAACGAAGCUAAGUUAUCAUAAUGGCCUGUCAUUAAAUGACGGUGGAAGAUUUAUAUGUUCCAUUUAUGAACAUUUAACAGGCUUGCAGCAUUUAUUUAUUGUUACAUCAAAAAUAUAUCAAGAAUUAUUGCACAUUGCCAAUGAACUAAUUAAAAAGUGUUCAAACAAACAUAUACUCUUUGCAACAGUUCAAGUAGCGAAGUUUAGCGAAUCUACUAUUAAACAGUUUUCUAAUUUAGUAAUUGAAAAUGUUCUCGUUGCUAAAGAUAUUCGAAUUAUUGACAAAAGUCUUAUGGAAAUGGUAUAUUGGAUUUGUGGUCAAAGCUAUGUACCAAAUUUAGAAAUUUUGGAUGUUCCCAAUAGCAUUAGCGAAAACUUAUUAUGCCAUAUUUUGACUUGUUUGGAAAAUCAGACAUCUCAAAUUUAUACGGAUUUCUGGAGAAUAAUUUUUAAUGCAAGAGGCAGUGUCACAAACUUACAUAAACAUUCAUGUGUUAUGAAAAUACGAACAGCCAUUUCUGAUUUAGCAAAUUCAAUUGUUGAUAAAACCAUUGACAUUAAAACAUUACAGGCAAUUUUAUCAAAAAACAGUGUUGAGCAUUUGUACAAAUGUCUUAAUGUUGCUAAUAAUAACAAUAUCAAGGAGACAUUUCAAAGCGUGAUUAUUACUGAAAGUAACAUUUCAAACGUUCGUAAAGAGUAUAAAGCAUUUGAAGAAAUAUUUAGACAUCUUAAGGCUUUUUAUAGCACAUUUUGCCCACCAAGUAAAGUUUCGGAUUCGGAUCAAUAUACUGGUGAUUUAGAAAGGAAAUUAAGGAUAUUGUCAAAAGUACCGCUUAAAGAAACAUUAUCUCCACGGUAUUGGGAACAUCAUGAGGAUGUAAUUCAGAAAGCGGCUGAUAUAUAUAGACUUGCGAAUUCAAAAACUUUUACUAACAUUUAUGAAAUACAAUUAAGUCAACUUACCGAUAAAAUAAAUGUUAACUAUGUUGCUAAUACCUUGAUUCCUGCAGUGCGUGAAGAACAUCAUAAAAUAUUCAAAAAAUACGAAGAUAGAAAAUGGGAGCAUAUUAAAUAUUCCGAAGCAUUCCCUUUAUGGAAAAGUGUUACCAAUAUAAAGACCGAAUUAGAAUUGAUCAAUCAAGCAGUUUAUUUAAGUAAAAGUAAUCAAGAUCUAGAAAUUUCUCUUAACCACCUUACUGCUAUAUCGAAAUGGGACGAACGACUUCAAAAAUUAUCUACAGUUGUUGACAUUUUUAAAGUGCCACUUAAAACCGAGGAUUGGCUAGGAAGAUGUUUGAAAAUUUUAAGAGAAGACGAAUUAAUUUUAGGAAAGGUUGUUGAAUUUGUGAAAAAUGUUGAAGAACAUAAUCCAGCUGAUAAUGAGAAUUAUUGGUCAUUUAUUAAAGAGUUAUCGUCUACCAUUGCUGAACAUGAUAUUAUGAAUUUAGUCGAUUAUCUAGAUGAAUAUUCUGACAAACAGUUAAUUGAAAAUGACACUGUGUCAUCACUCAUUCAACUUAAACAGUUGGUUGUGCAAUUAAUGAAUGGAUCUAAAAAAAUGGAUGAAUUUUUGAAAGUUUUGCAAAAUAUUAGUCAGGCUUUACCCAUUAAACUCCAAGAAUAUAUUGGCUUUAACAUGGCUUUACAAAACAUGCUUAGAAACAUUUCAUAUAUAGAAGAAGUGACAAAAGAAAAGAUCCAAAAUGCCGUAUUGAGAGGAACUUAUACUUUUGAAAAAGAUGACAAGAGUGAUAAAUUUAAUGUUUCACUGGUAUAUCAAGCUAGAGGAGCUGCCGAUAAAAUAAAACAUAACAUGUCCAAUUUACUAAAUUUACGUGGACGUGCUCUAUUAAUCACAAAACCUGCUAAUAUUAAUUCGGAUUUGACAGAAGGGGAAGAUUCAAGAAAAAUAAUGAGUGAAUUUGUAUUGCAAGUAGAUAUUGCACAAAAAAUUCUUAAUGUUGGAUCUAAUCUUAUCCAGAUAGGGCAUUUUGACUAUCGACGGUUUGAAGAAAUUAUAGGAACUGAGAAAAGUGUUGAAACUCCAGAAAUGAUAGCUUUAUUAGAGAAUCUUAAAGUGGACUUACAAAAUUGGAAAAAAGCAGUAGAUGAAGCACAAGAUCACCAUUACUAUUUGACAUUCUUCCCUGCGCGUCAUAUUCUUGCCUUUUAUGACUAUUUUACAUCUGAUGUGCAAGAUAACGAAAACACAGAGAUCUGCAGAGCUCUUAUAAAGUUUGUUAAUAGUGAAGCAGAGUUACCUUCUCAAAAAGACCAUUCAGGCAUUUCACGCGAAAACACCGAUUAUUCAUAUACACUAAAAGAAAUUGGUGAGAAAUUGAAUGUUAUUUUCGGAAAUUUAUUAAAAACGCCACGUGAACUUAAAGUUAGAGGCGAACAUAUUAUUUCUGAUGUUGUCGAUAGGGGUAAAUUAUUUGUUGCCUCAUGCAACGAUAAAUUAUGUAUACCAAAUAUAAUCAUGAGUUUGUACGCUAGCAAUGGCUUCUAUCCCGAACCAUGGCAAAUCUUAAUUUGUACAAAGUCAACGACUAUUGAAGAGCUUAAUAUUUUUAUCAUACGUUGUUUUUUUGCUGCAAAAAAUGGAUAUAGAGAAAAUUUAUUUUGCAUUGCGAAUUUAGAGCUACUCGAGCUUGUGUUGCAAAUUAGCCUAGUAGAAAUUAUUAAAUCAAUGUGUGAUAAACAUAAUGAUUAUUUAUUGGCAUUAGUUUAUCAUCAUAAGGUCCCGUUCCAUCAUCACAUAUUAGACCAAUUUUCACAAGAUGUUCAUUUAACAAAUGGCCUUAACGCUGAAAUCAUGAAAGCAAUUUAUCAUGAUUUGUGUAGUAACGUUACUUGUGUAUCUUCAGACCUACCUGGGCAAGGCAAAACUGAAUGGAUUAAACAAGCUAGUUUAAAGAAAAAAAAAGGGUUACAUAGUUUUUUGAUCAGUGAUAGCUCAAAUUACGAAAGUCUUGUCUGCCAGCUUAAAGAUCGCAAAAUUCACCCAACUGAAAGUUUGCAUAUAAAUAUUAUGUCGGCUGAAAAUCCGAACGAAAUCAAUCUAUUUUUAUUUGAACUAUUAACGCUAGGGUUCGUUUCUAAUAAUAUUUACAUAAUAAGUCUUCCGCGAAUUCCCAUAUUCAUUGAAGUGGCAACAACCGUUAAUCAGGAACUUCUUAACUCACUUCCUAUAGCCAGUUAUUUAAUAAAAGAACAUUUAUCAUGGAGUAUUCGUAAUCUUAAUGUAUCCUCUGAGAUAUGCGAUCCAAUUCAAAUUGUGUGCAAUUAUUUAGAUGCACAUGAAAAACAUGAAAUUAACGAGAGAGAUAUUAUAUUCCAUGGUCAAGGCUUUAUAACAAAACCGUUAUCCGAUAAAAGAUGUCAAGAUUUAAUAGUAAAAUACUUUUUAGAAGGAAAUACUGACAAUAUUACCUCAUUCCGAUUUAUAGAAAUAUUUACUAAUGUACUAGCAGAUCAACUUUUUCGCCUUUCAUCAAACACUUGUCUUACUGUAGAAAAUUUAAAACUACUGAUUAAUGAAAAAACAUUGAGAACGACACUGGUUGAAUUGUUAAUUGAAGUUUCUAAAGAAUUUGCGACCAGAUCAGUAAAGACUAAGGCGGCACAAUUAGAAUCAACAUGCGAUGAUUAUGAGGCGAAAUUCAAAAUAGCUCAGUGGGACGUAUCUAGUCAUCUUUUGGUCUGUUUCAUGUCACAAAAUCCAGAUUUAAUUUGUGCUUUAUAUCGUCAAAAAAAAACUGUUCCAGAAAAUGUUAAGGAAUUUCUUAAAAUUCAAUCCAUGACCGACCCAGACAAAUGGGAAUUAAAAUAUUAUAGUCAGAUUCCACCUAAAUUAUUAUUAGAAAUGCUUAAAUGUUUAGCACGUCGACCAGCGUAUGAAAUUGAUCUUCCAUCCUAUCGCAAUGCUUUGUCAGCUGAUAAUCUAGCACGUCGAACAGCGUAUGAAAUUGAUCUUCCAUCCUAUCGCUAUGCUUUGUCAGCUGAUAAUCUAGUAAAGAUGGCAUUAAUCUUAUUAAGGACACGUGCUAAUGUUCCUAUUGUCAUUAUGGGAGAAGCUGGUUGUGGCAAGUCGAGUUUAAUAGGAUUCUUGGCCAAGGUAGCUGAGGUUAAUUACGAACCAUUCAAUCUCCAUGCAGGAAUUAAGGAGCAAGACAUAUUAGAUUUCAUGAACAAGGCUCAGAAAAAAGCCGAUAACGGCGAGUUAUGGUUAUUCUUCGACGAAAUUAAUACUUGUAAUCAUACUGGAUUGCUUGCGAAUAUAAUAACGCACCGCGCUUUUGAUGGAAAAUUAUUACACCCUAAUAUCAAACUUCUUUCGGCAUGUAAUCCUUAUCGUAAAAGGAUCAAAUCCCAAAAUCAAGCUGGAAUAAAAACUAAGGUUAAAAAAUAUGAAGAUCAAAGUAAUCUUGUAUAUCAAGUAAAACCACUUCCGGAUCAAAUAUUAGAUUAUGUUUGGGAUUAUGGCGUUCUCUUUUCAAAAGAUGAAAAAAGAUAUAUACGAUUAAUGGUGCAAACCCGAUUUAGUGAAGGACAAGAAUUAUUUACAAAGCUCUUAAUUGCUUCGCAGCAGUUUAUUCGUUUAAUUGAAGAAAAUUAUAGCGUUAGUUUGCGUGAUGUAAAACGAGCAAUUAAAUUAGUUUCAUUCUUUGAAGAAAGUCUUCAGACGCGUUCAAAUUCAGAAUACUCGGGAGGAAAUAAAAACUAUCCGCCUCCUGAUGGUUCAAGUCGUAUUAGUCUUCAAAUCCGUAGUUAUAUUUUAGCACUUAGCCUUUGUUAUCAAUCUAGAAUAUAUGACCAAGAAUCGCGAAGUGGAUAUCGGCAAGCAAUGAUUAAUGUAUUCCAAAGGUACAAAAUGAAUGUUGAAGAGAGUGAAUUUACUAGAGUGAUUCGAGAUGAGCAAGAAGAUUGGUUUAAAAGAAUGCAGUUGCCACCAGAAACUGUGAUGAAUGAGGCACUAUUAGAAAAUGUUUUAGUGGUGAUUGUUUGUAUUCUUACUAAAAUUCCUACGUUUAUUAUCGGUACACCUGGAUCAUCAAAAUCUUUAGCGAUCAAACUUGUAAGACUAAACCUACGUGGAUCUGAUUCAAAUGAUAAAUAUUUCCGAAAACUUCCUCAGGUAUACCUUAUUUCCUACCAAGGGUCGUCAUCAUCUACUUCUGACGGCAUCAUUAAAGUUUUUGAUAAAGCUAUUAAAUACCAAGAAACCAGUUCAAAAGAGUUUUCCGUGAUCAGUGUUGUUGUAUUUGAUGGAAUUGGAUUGGCUGAAAAUAAUUCACAUAAGCCACUUAAAGUACUUCAUGCACUACUUGAACCAAAUUAUCCGUCUGAUGGGCCAGCAGUUUCCUUCGUUGGUAUUAGCAAUUGGAGAUUAGAUAUAAGUAAAAGCAGCAGAGCUUUAUUAGUUCAAAGGCCUAAAUUUGGUAUUGAGGAUCUUAUCGAUACUGCUGUUCGUUUAUUUGACUUUAAAUUGCAAGAAUCUAUGACGCGUAACUCACUUCGACCACUUGCAGAAGCAUAUUCGGAGUAUGAAGGAUGUGAUGUCUCAGAAGAAUUUCUUAUAGAUAAAAUUAUAAGUGAAGAUAACGCAACUCAAUUAGAUCAAUGGCAACACGAAGUUGUCAAGAUUUUAUCAUUUAGUGCGAAGAUUUUAAAAACAAAUAAAUUAAGAUCAUAUCAAUUAUUAUGUAUUUGUAAUGAUAUAAUAUCGUCCAAAUUAUUACAACUACCAAACAUUAAGGAAAUUAUAAAAUUGGGUGAAUGGAGAGCAUUAGACCGUCACGCUUCCGAAUAUUUGGAAGCUGUUUAUAAAUUAAAUAAUUUAUCAAAUGGGUAUAAACAAACCAUAAGAAGAAUACUCUUAAACAAUCAAUCACUCCUUCGCUUGGAUAAUACCAUAGAUAAUAAUAAUUUGUACUUAAAAUCAGUUAUAGCUCAUAUUAUAGCAAUGCAUGCAUCGAUUCCUCCAGAUUCUACUCCACUUGCGACAUAUUUUCAUAAGAUAGAAGCAUGUCAAGAUAUGUUCACUUUGACAACUGUUUCUGACGUUGAAUCACCAAUUUUAAAUAAUUCACCGAUAACUGAACCUAUAAAAUUCGAAGAUCAACCUGGAUAUAUUGGAGAGCAAGUUAACAAGGCGUUUGGUCAUUCAGUUCGAUCUAUGCCACCUUCUUCUUAUAGAAUUUUACAUUUAAUUGUUCAUACUCUAAUUGGGUCCUCUGCACAUUCUCAAGCAACACUAAACUUCCUACACAGACAUAACCAAAUAGCAAAUAACACUGAGCAAUAUUGUUUGGCCCACAUAAAUGCUGAUUGGACAGUUCUUAAACAAAUCCUUGAUUGUUCCGAUGAAAGCUUAGCAUUGUUAUUCCAUUCAUUACUUACUACAAUGACAGAAACACUCCUGCCUGCGUCAAUGCUAAGGACGCCAGCUGAGCGUGAGGAUUGGGAAAUGCAUUUUACCCGAAAUUAUGUUUCUCCAUUAAUUAGAAGUGUUAUUGAAAAAGCAACAAACUUUCGUGCAGCAUUAGCGGCUGCGGCUGAAGAUCAGGAAAUGGGAACUUCGACUUCCAUAAUAGUAACACCUAGAACACUUAAGCAAGCUUGUAUUGAUAACAUUAUUUCAUACAACCAAGAAGAGUUUAGGGAAAUUCAUGAAAUAGAAAAAAUUAUAGAUUUUGAAACUAAACAACCUGCAACAAUUAUUAAUGGAAAAGUUAUGAAAUUCUCUGCAGAAGUUUUUGCUACGGCACUAAGAAGGUUUAUUUAUAGAUUUUUACAAGGCCAAAAACAAAAAGAGACUGACCCUCUUUGUCUUUAUAUUUGUGAUUCAUCACUGCACUUUUGGCCUCCAGUAAUUUCUGAAUUGGAAGAUUUGAAAGAACCAUUCCCAGAGAGCUUGUAUGUUAAUCAAGCAUUUGAAGCCUAUAAAUACAUUACGGAACAGAUUGAAAUUUUAUACACUGACCCGGCUGCUCCCAUAUCACAAAGAGGAUCACCUCCAAAGAGAAAACAGAAACCUAGACAUAAUGAUGUGUUUUAG